Messenger RNA from Leptomonas pyrrhocoris, 1838 nucleotides. RefSeq lists its product as hypothetical. The record is from RefSeq and is a predicted model, not a curated record. Gene Ontology annotation, cellular component: nucleus. Gene Ontology annotation, biological process: poly(A)+ mRNA export from nucleus. Gene Ontology annotation, molecular function: RNA binding. Lineage: Eukaryota; Euglenozoa; Kinetoplastea; Trypanosomatida; Trypanosomatidae. Bases 207 to 1838 code for a protein of 543 amino acids. The transcript has a single exon.
AGAGCCUCUCAUCCUCGCAGCCGAGCCACAUAAACCUCGUAUUCACCCGUUAGGCUUGGCGAACAACGUAGACAGAGUCCACUCACGCAGCUCACACCUGAACAUCUCUCUCUUUACUUUUUAUAUAUAACCUUCCAGUGUUCCUUACGGAGUAUUUUUUAAACUUGUACUAUUCCGAAGCGCACGAACACACAGAUCCAAAGAAAAUGGCACGUCCCUACAGCAAGAAAGGCGGUUCGUUCCAUAACCGCGGCGGCUUUGGCGGACGCGGCGGCGGCGGCGGCGACGGCAACUUCGGUGGGGGUCGGUCCGGCGGCGGUGGUGGUGGUGGCCGCGGUGGUGGUGGUGGUGGUCGCUUUGAUAACCGCCGCGGCCCCAACUACCAUCAUAACCCAAGCAAUAACAGUGUUAACAACGGUAACGGCAGCAACAACGCCGGCGGCGGGGCGGAUGUGAUGAAGGUGCUGCUCUCUCUCCUUUUCGAAAAGUCGUACAGCCAGAUUUUUGAGGAGAGCUCUGGCAAGCUGGACCUGUCCAACAUGCGCGCCAGCCCUGAUCUGGAGACGGUGCAGAAGCGCGUCGACUACAACAGCGUGUCCUUCUGCAAGGUGCUCGCCGAGGUGCUGCGCGAGAAGUUUGCCGACCGCAUCCGCGUGCUGCAAAUGGAUGAUAACAGCAUUCGCCAGUUCAAGGUCAUUCUCUCCGCCCUGGCGGACGCCGACAUUCACCGCGGCAUCACCGCCAUCUCUGCCAUGCGCAACAGCAUCAACGAUCUCAGCUUUAUUAGCGGCCUGCGCCGCUACGACAGCUUGAACGAGUUGCUCCUUCGCGACAACUCCGUCGUGAACCAGAAGGAGUACAUGCCGCAACUCAUCAAGCAGCUGCCUCGGUUGACGUUCAUCGACGGCGUGCCGGUGGACCGCGCUCUCCUGCGCCUGCCCAACCCCCUCCCCUCUGCCGCCCCGUCCCAGCAGCAGCUCGACAUUUUAAUGUACUUAGAACAGACCCUCUUCAGCGCCAUGGCGAGCGGCAACUUCGACGCGGCGCUCACGCUCUACGGGCAGCAGUUCUCCGCGCUUUCGGUUAAUCGCGGACAGGAGCCGCUGCCGCAGCGGGUACCGAUGAACGCGAUUGCCAACACCAGCGAUCUCGAGAAGCCGAUGCGCAACCAGAUGCAGGCGGACCUAUCCAGGCUGCGCUCGCAGAUGGAGUUCCGCAACCUCGCCACCGACAGCGCCGGCUCGAUGCGCAACGUGGCGAGGGGACCGCAGGAGAUCAUCAAGAAGCUGCGCUCCGUCUGCGGCGACGGCAAGCCGAUGAACGUCGAGGUGGAGUUCAACCCCAACUUCAACGUCGUGUUCAUGGACCAGAGCUACCACAUGCGCGUGCCCGUCUGCGUACUGACCGUGCACGGGAAGAUGCGCUACCGCUGGAACCCGAUUCACGCCGACACGCGGCAGCCAACGUUCCCCGCUGGCAAGGCGCCGUGCAUCUCCACCUUCUUUGACCGCACCAUGUCGCUCAUGUGGGACGGCAACACGAACUCGUGGGCAAUUGCAAAUGAUAUGCUGCUGCUGCGCCCCGACCGCACCGUCGUUCACGACGACGGCACGCCGAGCUGUCCGCUGUUCUUUGCGAACACGCCGUCGCGAAUAGAGCAGAUGCGCCGCCGCCUGAUGCCUGGCAUUACGCCGGAGGUGAUGGCAGCCAUAGUCAACGCCACCGGUUCCGACGAGGACGUGAAGCAGGCGAUACAGCGGCUUCUGCAGCUGCCCCCUGAGACGCUGCAGGAGGUUGCCGCCAACCCUGAGGCGGCAAAGCGGGCCAUUGGCAUGUAA